Messenger RNA from Myotis davidii, 1270 nucleotides. RefSeq names its product lymphocyte activating 3 (gene LAG3). Gene Ontology annotation, cellular component: membrane raft; external side of plasma membrane. Lineage: Eukaryota; Metazoa; Chordata; Mammalia; Chiroptera; Vespertilionidae. Gene Ontology annotation, molecular function: MHC class II protein binding; protein tyrosine kinase binding. Gene Ontology annotation, biological process: positive regulation of ERK1 and ERK2 cascade; interleukin-15-mediated signaling pathway; T cell activation. The transcript has 6 exons. The record is from RefSeq and is a predicted model, not a curated record. Bases 49 to 1197 code for a protein of 382 amino acids.
CCGCCGUCCGGAGGCAGGAAGGGCUGGGCCGAGGCUGCGCUUCUAAGGAUGCGCCCUGGGCCCUGCCGGCGAGCCCCCAGAAGGGCAGCGGAAGAGGGUGGGGAACCAGAUCGCGAAGUGGAAGUGACCGCCAGUCCCCAGGGGCCUGUCAGGACCUCGGAUUGGGUCGUCUUGAACUGCUCCUUCAGCCGCCCUGACUUCCCGGCCUCUGUGCGGUGGUUCCGGGGCCCAGGCAGAGUCCCCGUUCAGAAGUCUCCCCAUCACCACUUAGAUGGGAGCUUCCUCUUCCUGCCCAAAGUCAGCCCCGUAGACUCUGGGCUCUGGGGCUGCAUCCUCACCUACAGAGAUGGCUUCAGUGUCUCCAGCACCUACAACCUCACUGUUCUGGAUCCGGAACCUCCAGUCCCUCUGACAGUGUACACAGGAGCAGGUUCCCGGGUGGAGCUGCCCUGCCCUCUGCCUCCUGGUGUAGGCACCGGGUCUUUUCUCACUGCCAAGUGGGCCCCUCCUGGGGGAGGCCCUGACCUGCUGGUGACUGGAGACAAUGGCCACUUGACCCUUCAACUGGAGGCUGUGAGCCAGGCCCAGGCUGGGACCUACACCUGCCGCGUCCAUCUGCAGGGGCAGCAGCUCAUUUCCACCGUCACUUUGGCAGUCAUCACAGUGACUCCCAAAUCCUCCGGGUUACCUGGCAACCUGAGACAACUUCUUUGUGAGGUGACUCCGGCAUCCGGACAGGAGCGCUUUGUGUGGCGCCCCCGGGACAAGUCUUCGAGGAGUUCCCCAGGACCCUUGCUGGAGGUGCAGGAGGCCAGCCUCCUCUCCCAGCCCUGGCAGUGCCAUUUGUACCGGGGGGAGAGGCUUCUGGGAACAGCGGUCUACUUCACGGAGCUGCCUGGCUCAGGUGCCCAGCGCUCCGAGAGAGCCCCAGGAGCCCUGAAGACAGGCCACCUCCCUCUCCUUAUCGCCCUCGGUGUCCUCCUCCUGCUCCUGUUGGCGGCUGGAGCCUUUGGCUUUCACCUUUGGAGAAGACCGUGGCGGCCAAGAAGAUUCUCUGCUUUAGAGCAUGGGAUUCACCCACCUCAGGCUCAGAGCAAGAUAGGGGAUCUGGAGCAAGAACCAGAGCCGGAGCCGGAGCUGGAGCCACAGCCACAGCCACAGCCACAGCCACAGCCACAGCCACAGCCACAGCCAUAGCAGCCCUGACCUGGAGCUGAGGCAGCCAGUGGAUCUUCAUAGCUCAGUACAAAUAAACUCCCAUCAGCAGCAA